AACGGGUAAGAUCAUAGACUAUCGCAGCCUGAAGGAAAGGGACGUACCUCGGAUUUGUCGAAAUUCUCAGUGAAUCAUUGGCUUACUCACUGCAAAGUGGGCCAGUGUUGUUCCUUUGAAACUACGCAAAUCCGGUCCACGAGAUCCAUCAUAUAUCCAUGGGGUACACUUUGUGACAGUGGAGUUGCGACGAUCGACUAAAAUGUUGAUGGCUCCAAGCCGCACUGUGUGCGUAUGUAUAACCGCAAGUGUAGGGUACCGGUACCAGCGAUUUGAAAUCUGUCAUGUUGCACGCACAUACGAGUUUGGAAAUCGGCCAAGAGUUACUAUGACGCCUCAACUUAUCGCAUUGGAUCACAAGCACGUUGGUGUAAUGAGCCUUAACAGCUGUGAGCGUCCUUAAGAAAAUAAAAGGCUUCCCACAGCCUAACUUAGGCUUCAUAGGAUGGACAUGAUGGAUAUCUACGUGAGUCCGGAUGAUGAUGAAGAUGUCAAUGUGGAACCUGACACCAUUUCUACCAUGUCCGAGAAGUGUAACCCUCACAGAGUGGUGUGGCUGAAAUGCAAGGCCAAAGCAGAGAAAGCCCUCCACAUCGUCAAAUCACCGGCCAGAGAGGAGCUGCCAAACCCCGCCCAUGAGCACCAGCCUGACAACAGCAAAGAACUACAGAAGGCACCACUGAUGUCGGACCAAGACGCUGAACACGACAGACCUCCGAUCAGACGUGAGAAUAACCUCAAGGUGACGAUAUCGAAUGAGCCCCAGUUCGAGCACACGAGGGUGCAUAUGGAGACGGUGGAGCAGCUAGACAUGCGGGACAGGGACCCGACUGAUAUGAAUAAACAUGUCAGGGUAUGGUUUGAGGAUGUCUUGGCGGAACCAGACGGCAUGCAUAGCUUCGAUAGGGUCUGGCGUUACAGCUUCAUCACGUUCACCUUCGUCAAGUCUUGGUCCUACCGCAUCUGCACGCUGCUGUGCGGUAUCCCCUUCUCUGUCUGCUGGGGUGUGUACUUUGCCUGCCUCACUUUUCUGCACAUCUGGUACGUGGUUCCCUGCAUCAAGUCAUGCUUGAUCGUUCUCCAUUGGGCCAGUAAGUUGUGGACGCUACUCAUCCGGACAUUCUGCGAUCCGUGCUUCGAGUCUGUGGCCAGGGUUUUCAGCAACAUUCAGUUUACCAGCUAUCGGCAGUGACAGAAACCAAACUUAUAGCGGAAACCAGCGAUGGAAUCUCGCAUUGUACAGAUAAAUACAUAUAUAAUGUAACUACGUUUUGCAAAUUGGGGUUUGGAUUGCGCUCUCUAUAAUAGGAGACAUUGUGAACUCUUGAGGGCGUGCUAUAUGGGUUGGGAACAGAAAUGAUAAAAAAACAUGAGACGACGAGUAUCUGCUUUACAACAAAAAAGUUAACGUUGAUUAAUAGCAAGUCUACCACAACCAAAACUGUGUUCGAAUUUUUACACGCAAAAGUCAUCAUCUAAAUGUUUAGAGCCAAAACUUUACAAUACUAAUAAAGAAAAGUCUAUUCAUUUUAGCUUUUUCCCCUAUAUUUACCAAAAUCCUAAUAUAAGUGAAAUGGAGUAGCGACUGUAUUUUGU
Patiria miniata (bat star) is the source of this 1596-nucleotide messenger RNA. RefSeq names its product caveolin-3-like. Gene Ontology annotation, molecular function: molecular adaptor activity. The transcript is spliced from 5 exons. The record is from RefSeq and is a predicted model, not a curated record. NCBI's taxonomy places the organism in Eukaryota, Metazoa, Echinodermata, Asteroidea, Valvatida, Asterinidae. Gene Ontology annotation, cellular component: caveola. Bases 446 to 1192 code for a protein of 248 amino acids. Gene Ontology annotation, biological process: caveola assembly.